AUGAAUGCAUUUCUACGUAUGGGUCUUACCUUCUACUCUUCAUCUAGGAUGGCGCACAAGAGCAGUAAACAUGGAAAAUCAAUAGGCAAAGGGGAAGGCGGCAAGCGGGAGCCUUUGGCGCGGCGGUCGCCGGCGGAAAAAGCGAGAGAAGGAGAAAGAAGAAGAGGAGGAGGAGGAGGAGGAGGANGCGGCGGAGGAGGAGGAGGAGGCGGCGGCGGCGGCUCCCGCACCGGGGCCGAGCUCAGCCCGGCCGGCUCGCUCUGCGGCGUCUUAUCCUCCAUGUACGGCGCGCCUUACGCGGCAGCCGCGGCUGCUCAGGGCUACGGGGCCUUCCUGCCUUACGCGGCCGAGCUUCCCAUCUUCCCGCAGCUGGGCACCCAGUAUGAGCUGAAGGACAGUCCCGGCGUCCAAGGGCCGGCCUUCCCGCCCCCUCACCCGGCUUUCUACCCCUACGGCCAGUACCAGUUCGGCGACCCCUCCCGGCCCAAGAACGCCACCCGCGAGAGCACCAGCACGCUGAAGGCCUGGCUGAGCGAGCACCGCAAGAACCCCUACCCGACCAAGGGCGAGAAGAUCAUGCUGGCCAUCAUCACCAAGAUGACCCUCACCCAGGUCUCCACCUGGUUCGCCAACGCCCGCCGCCGCCUCAAGAAGGAGAACAAGAUGACCUGGGCGCCCCGCAGCCGCAGCGAGGACGAGGAAGGCACGGCCGACGGCAGCGAGGACGGCGAGACGGACAAGCGCGACCCCGACGACGAGGAGAUCGACCUGGAGAACAGCGACGCCGAACCUUUCGAGGGCGGUGGUGCCGUCGCCGCCGCCGGCGGGGACGGAGCCGGGGCCCAAGCCGGGCAGCUGCUCCUGCACGUCGGGGAGGACGAGCGGGCCGACCAGGAGGGCGGCCAGGCGACGGCGACGGCGGGGGCGCUGCGCCUGCCUCUCCCCCUGGAGCCCCGCGGGGGCAGCGACACGUCGGAAGACGAGGAGGAGGAGGAGGAGGAGGACGAGGCGGAGAGUUCCGACGGCUUCGAGGAGCUGGCCGGCGCUCAGCAGCGCUUCCUGAAGGCGGUGGAAGCGCGGCGGCGCGCCUCGACGGGACCCCCGGGCUCCCCGCCGCCUCUCCGCAGCCCCAGCCCGGCUCGGCAGCCCGUCCAGCCGGCCAAGCCCAAGAUCUGGUCCUUGGCAGAGACGGCCACCAGCCCGGAUAACCCCUCGCGCAAGUCGCCCCCUGGCGGAGGAGGAGGAGGGGGGUCCCCCCCGGCUGGCCCCCCGUGCCUUCCUCUGGGCCCGACCCCGCAACCCGCCCCGGGCGCCCCCGCGCACAGACUGCUCCCCUCCGCUUGCCCGCUGGGCAAGUUCGCCGGCUGGUCGGGCCGGCCCUUCUCGGCCGCCCCCCCGCACGCUUCCCACCCGCUGACCUUGCUGAACACUCCCCAUCUCUUGGGACUGGCGGGGGGCAACGCCAACACGGCGCCCGCGGCGGCGGCAGCGGCGGCUCUGGCGGCUUUUUCCAGACAGGCGGACCAGGCGCCGAGCGCGGAAGCCGCCGGAACAGGUCUGGGCUGGCUGCUGGUGGUGGUGGUGGGGUUUCUGCCGGUCGGACAAGACUGGAGAAUUUGCGAAGAAGAGCCAGGAACCUCAGUUGGGAGCCCAACCGUUCCCCCCCCCCGCCCCGGUGGAUUCAGCAACCUUCUUGCUUAUGUCUUCUCUGUUCUGCACCUGGAGGUGCCUGUAUUGGUUUUCGUCCACGUCACACGGUGGUUUUGGAGGUCUAGGGGCUCCCCAAGUCUUCGCCCCCUUCCUCACUGCUUACUCGGAAAUCGAUCUAGUGCCUUGGAUGUAGAGAAAAAGUUAAUAAAGACCGCUUUCCAGCCAGUUCAGAGGCGGCCACAGAACCAACUCGAUGCUGCUAUGGUUUUAUCGGCGUUGUCAUCAUCAUAGUUAAUUUUUUUUUAAUUAUUGUUCUAAUGGUUGUAAAAUAAAAUUAUCUGUAUAGUUACAGCUUGUACGCAUGUCUGUGUAUUAAAUGAAACAAACAAACGAGUGUGUUUGUGUGUGCGUGUGUGUGUGUGAGAGAGAGAGGGGCAGGAAUCCACUUCUGUUCAAUCAUCUGGAUUAGCUGAAUCCGUGAAGUAUUUUUUUGGUGAAACCUGGUGAGAAAUAAAAGACCUUCCUGGGUUUUUGUUUUUUUGGGGGGUUUUGUUUUUGUAUAUAGAGUAAAAACGCGCGCGUUAACGCGCAUACACGCGCAAAUGUACAUAACUGCGAAACCAAACUGUACAAGAAAGUAUAUAUUUUUGGCUAAUAAACUGUUGCCACUUUGAC
Molecule: messenger RNA, 2325 nt
Organism: Protobothrops mucrosquamatus (brown spotted pit viper)
Lineage: Eukaryota; Metazoa; Chordata; Lepidosauria; Squamata; Viperidae
Product: iroquois-class homeodomain protein IRX-3
Exons: 7
Coding region: 1-1941 (646 amino acids)
Biological process (GO): cell development; regulation of transcription by RNA polymerase II; neuron differentiation
Cellular component (GO): nucleus
Molecular function (GO): DNA-binding transcription factor activity, RNA polymerase II-specific; RNA polymerase II cis-regulatory region sequence-specific DNA binding
Source: RefSeq, a predicted model, not a curated record